Messenger RNA from Lactuca sativa (garden lettuce), 2511 nucleotides. RefSeq names its product Outer arm dynein light chain 1 protein. Gene Ontology annotation, molecular function: protein binding. Gene Ontology annotation, cellular component: cytoplasm. The record is from RefSeq and is a predicted model, not a curated record. NCBI's taxonomy places the organism in Eukaryota, Viridiplantae, Streptophyta, Magnoliopsida, Asterales, Asteraceae.
GAUAUACACAACAAGUGGGCCAUCGUGUCCUCCCUUCAUAUAUGAUGAAUCACUUCUCAUUGUUUCUUCCGCCCUAAACCACCGCUCCCACAACGUACACCACCACCGCAGCUGGCAAGCUUCUCGACAGAAGCUCUAAUUAUUCAUCACUCUGGCCGCUGUCACGGUGGUGAACCCUGGUUAUUCUUCCAAAAGACUUGGCGGCUACGCGUCUGAAACCACCGCUUUUUCAAUCUCCGGCAACCGUCUUUUUCUCUUUUCACCAUAUUCACCUCUAUCUCUUCUUCGCCAAUUGCCGAUCGAUUAUGGCUAAUAUUGAUUGAUUCUAUAUCGAAUUUAUUCCUCCAUCAAACAUAAAUCUGUUUUUCUUCUGGGAUUCUUUUUAUUGUUUAAUUGCUCUCUCUCUCUCUCUCUCUCUCUCUCUCUCUCUCUCUCUCUCAAUAAAAAUCCAUGCCGAUUAUCUGUUGCUUUCCUUCGUUAACAGGGAGGAAUAAGAAAAACAAGGAGGAGAAUGAUAAUAAUAAAAUUAUGCAAGUGAAAUUACAACACUUGGAGAAGCCUGUAGAUAUAAAGGAUUUUGACCAAAAGUCAAAGUCAAAGUCAACUUUCAGUGUAGAUGUACCCUUCUCUGUACCAAAGACUUCAACCUGCAACGUGAAGGUUGUCAGCCAUGAAAGCCCUGUAAAAGCUCAGCUUCAAGAAGAAGAAGAAGAAGCAUAUGAAGGGGAAGAUGAAUACGAAAGGGAUUAUUUUAACUCCGAUCACCAUCGCAGCUGCGAAAUUUCCAUCUGUAAAACGCCGAUUCAAGAACCAGAAGAAUACAGAGACACGGAUAUCGAUAAUCAUCAAAACAAUUCAUCGGAUAUAGAGAUGGAUGAAGAUGGACAUUUAAGUGAUCCUGGAGCUUCUAAAACGCCAUUUUUAGCGUCUCCGAAGCUGAAACGAUCGUGUUCGAAUCUAGAAACGAAAAGGGUAUUGCCGAUGAAUCGGAUCGCUCCUUGCGAGUCGUUUGAAGAUUUGCAGAAAUUGGGAGACGGUUGUAUAAGUCCUGUUUCGGUAACGAGUAAUUACAGCGCAGAUAAAGUGAUUUUACGAAAGUGUUCUUCAAGUCAGAUCUUACCAUCGAAAAGCAGAAAGCUAUGGUGGAAGUUGUUAUUAUGGAGUCACCGGAAUCUUCAUGAACCGAUUAAAGGCGUUCAAAACAUGCUUCUCCUAACCAACCAACAAGGUGGAUACUCAUCGGAUCUGGAACCAAACAGACGACUCGAAAAGUCAAAAUCAAAGCUUCCAAAAUCAGAAAAUAUCAACAACGUCGGAGAUCUCCGGUGGAAUUCGUUUCAUCAAGGCUCUGGUUUCUGGCCGCAGAACCAGUGGAUGGCGUUUCCGGCGGGAUCACCAUCAUCGUCAUUGACGAGAGUAGAUGAAUGGGUUCAGGAAAUUCCAACAGAGCCUGGUAACAAAGAAGAAGAAGAGAAUGAAAUUACCUUUCCACCCUCGCCGGAAAACGGAAAAGCACCAGCGACAUCCAGAAACAACGAUCUUCCUGAAGAGAUUGCAUAUGCGAACAGAGUGAUACAGUCUUUAAAUUCUUCUUCAACAGUCGCUUACAUUUCUGGUAUAGGAUUAAAAGUGAUCCCAACAAUUUCCGUAUUUUCAUCUCUCCGAUCAGUCAACUUAUCUGGGAAUUCAAUAGUUCAUAUAACACCAGGAUCCUUACCAAAGGGUCUUCACAUUCUUGAUAUUUCAAGAAACAAGAUCAGUGCCAUUGAAGGCCUUCGAGAGCUAACACGUUUGAGGAUUCUUGAUUUGAGCUACAAUAGGAUUUCACGAAUUGGACAAGGGUUAUCGAAUUGUACAUUGAUUAAGGAGUUGUACCUUGCGGGAAACAAGAUAAGCAAUGUGGAGGGGCUACAUAGGCUAAGGAAGCUAACGAUUGUGGACUUGAGCUUCAACAAAAUAACAACAUCAAAAGCACUUGGACAACUUGUGGCAAAUUAUAACUCAUUGCAAGCUUUGAAUCUAUUAGGGAACCCAAGUCAAAGCAAUAUGAGUGAUGAUCAAAUGAGAAAAACACUUUGUGGGCUUCUUCCAAAACUAGCGUACCUCAACAAACAGCCCGUGAAUCCACAAAAGGCGAGGGAAGUUGCUAGAGAAGCUGUUGUGAAAGCUGCACUUGGGAAUGGUAGUUUGAGUGGUCGGAGAAGAUCUGUGAAGAGAAUUGGUAGUGUUGGAUCGUCUUCUUCGUUUAGCAGGCAUCGGGGUGGUGGUGGCGGUGGUGGUGGUCAGAAAGGAAGUGGGCGGCAUGGGGUGAAACCAUCUAGGGGUCGCCACCGGUCUAUAAAGUAAAUGUUGAUCGGUGUAACCAUCGAGCUUUUUGUAUGUUUUGGAUUGUGAAAUGUGAAUAAUUCAUUGUUGCUUUAAAAAAUAUUUAGAUAAUUAGAGAGGGAAAGAUAGAUGUUUCAUUUAUUUUCCACUAAUAAGUAUAUUCAAAAUGUUUCUAGGGUUUCAUGA